Myotis davidii is the source of this 3306-nucleotide messenger RNA. It is a transcript of the gene CHDH, whose product is annotated as choline dehydrogenase. The record is from RefSeq and is a predicted model, not a curated record. The transcript is spliced from 11 exons. The coding region runs from base 462 to 2210 and encodes 582 amino acids. Gene Ontology annotation, molecular function: flavin adenine dinucleotide binding; choline dehydrogenase activity. Lineage: Eukaryota; Metazoa; Chordata; Mammalia; Chiroptera; Vespertilionidae. Gene Ontology annotation, cellular component: mitochondrial inner membrane.
UUCCACUCGAAGGUCCCUCAAGUCUCCUGGGGUCAGAGUGUGACUGACCAUCCACUCUGGAGAAGGUCCUGGGAGGAGGUUAAGAACUGGCUACGCUAAGAAGAUGAACAGAAGAAAGCCAUGAAUGCAGUUCAUGGUACCUUCCCCAAGUUCUUGAAAAUAUUCUUCUUCUAAUACAAAAGGACAGACUCAUCUGUGUUAUUUACAAAGUCAUAAAGCAACUUGAUGCAGAACAUGCCCUCAGCUGUCCAAGGCACUGGGGAAGAAAGGAUACUCAUGCAGGAGAGGACAGCCCUUACCAGCUCCGGGGACCAGGCAUCUCAGCACAGCCUGAAUCAACAUGACAAAAACCAUCAAAAACAGCACGCAGACUGCACUGGCCACAGAGCCCGGAUCCUGUCACAUCUGGGUACAAGGAAAAGCGAACCCUCUGUGGACAUAAGUGGACUUGGACUGGAAGCAUGUGGUGUGUCCUGCGCGGCUGGAGGCGAGGGCACCUGAGCCCUUGGGGAGUGCAGGGGCAGCAGUGGCCCCCGGCCCUCCGUGCUCUGGCCAGUGUGGCCUCCGGGAGUGGAAACGAGUACAGCCACGUGGUGGUGGGUGCGGGCUCUGCGGGCUGUGUGCUGGCUGGACGGCUCACCGAGGACCCUGAUAAGCGUGUGCUGCUGUUGGAGGCCGGGCCCAAGGACACGCAUGCGGGGAGCAAGCGGCUCUUGUGGAAGAUCCACAUGCCCGCGGCCCUCGUGGCCAACCUGUGCGAUGACAAGUACAACUGGUACUACCACACGGAGCCGCAGGCAGGCAUGGACGGCCGCGUGCUGUACUGGCCGCGCGGCCGGGUGUGGGGAGGCUCCUCGUCCCUCAACGCCAUGGUCUACAUCCGCGGGCACGCCGAGGACUACGACCGCUGGCACCGCCAAGGCGCCACGGACUGGGACUACGCUCACUGCCUGCCCUACUUCCGCAAGGCGCAGUGCCACGAGCUGGGUGCCAGCCGGNGGCAGAGCUUUCCGGGGAGACCCCGGAUUUGUCAGGGAAAGACAAAUUCCCCCUUUCUCCAGCCCCUUCCCAUUCCCCACCUGGGCAGGGGCGAGGGGCUGUGCCUGAAAUCCUCGCUCUGUCCUGCAGGCAAGCGCUGGAGUGCAGCCUGUGCGUACCUGCACCCAGCACUCAGCCGCCCCAACCUCACCGCUGAGACCCGGACGUUUGUGAGCAGGGUGCUGUUUGAAGGCAGCCGCGCAGUGGGCGUGGAGUACAUCAAGAACGGCCAGAGCCACAGGGCUUAUGCCAGCGAGGAGGUGAUUCUGAGUGGAGGUGCCAUCAACUCCCCGCAGCUGCUCAUGCUUUCUGGCGUCGGCAACGCAGACGACCUCAAGAAGCUGGGCAUCCCCGUGGUGUGCCACCUUCCGGGAGUUGGUCAGAACCUGCAAGACCACCUGGAGAUAUACAUCCAGCAGGCAUGCACCCGUCCCAUCACCCUCCACGCAGCGCAGAAGCCCCUGAGGAAGGUCCAGAUUGGUCUGGAGUGGCUCUGGAAGUUCACAGGGGAUGGAGCCACGGCCCACCUGGAAACAGGUGGGUUCAUCAGGAGCCGGCCUGGGGUCUCCCACCCAGACAUCCAGUUCCACUUCCUGCCAUCCCAAGUGAUUGACCACGGGCGUGUCCCUACCCAGGAGGAGGCUUACCAGGUGCACGUGGGGACCAUGCGAGGCACGAGUGUGGGCUGGCUCAAACUGAGAAGUGCCAACCCCCGGGACCACCCUGUGCUGCAACCCAACUACUUGUCCACAGAAGCCGACAUUCACGAUUUCCGUAACUGUGUGAAGCUGACCAGGGAAAUUUUUGCCCAGGAAGCCCUGGCACCGUUCCGGGGAAAAGAGCUCCAGCCAGGAAGCCACGUGCAGUCCGAUGAAGAGAUAGACGCCUUUGUGCGGGCCAAAGCGGACAGCGCCUACCACCCCUCGUGCACCUGCAAGAUGGGCCAGCCCUCCGACCCCACCGCCGUGGUGGAUCCGCAGACCAGGGUGAUUGGGGUGGAAAACCUCAGGGUGGUCGACGCAUCCAUCAUGCCCAGUGUGGUCAGCGGCAACCUGAACGCCCCCACGAUCAUGAUCGCAGAGAAAGCAGCUGACAUCAUGAGGGGGCGGCCUGCACUCUGCGACAAGGACGUCCCUGUGUACAAACCCAGGACCCUGGCCACCCAGCGUUGAAGCAGUCGCUGCCUGGGAAGCCCCCGCUCCAAAUGCUCUUUCCUAAAACUCUCUAGAAUGUUAGGGUUCAAUGGCAGAGAACUGGACAAUUUCUUAAGAAGUGAGACCAGUCCGGUCAGUGAGCCUGGCUCCUCUCCCCCUGCCUUGUGCUGUGGGCCUUUGGGGAACGGCCAGCAUUCCGGCAGGAGGCCUGUGGAAGACUCGGCUCCUACCUGGGUCCCCUCCAACCUGGGGGCCUGCUGCCUUCCUCCUUCCUGGUGGGGCUGGAGGAAGGUGUCCUCUCCCAGGCCCCCCUCUGAAGGCAGGCCCCUCAGAGCAGGCUCUGUGCAGAGGCUGGAUGCUGUCUGCUCUGAGGGGGCACCCCCACCUUGGGCUGAGCUGUGGCUGAGACCAGGAGUCCUGCUGACGUUAGGGGGUGCAGCCGGGACUUGUGCCUAAGCCUGCAGUGCCCGUCCAGAGGGAGCGCUGCCUGCGGGGUGGGGUGAGGGACAGCACCAGCCUCUCCACUCUCCUCGGCUGCCUGAUCUCACCCCCAGAGGGAGGCACGAGCUGGUGCUCAGAGGGACCGGCAGCCCCCUGCCUGGUUCUUACUGCACACAGUCAGCCUGACAAGAGGAUUUCUGGGUCUUGUUCAAGGAGAGAAGUGUCUGCAAAGACCCCUCGCCACUACAGGUUUCACGACUUUGCAUUUUAGACCAGUUUCUUGUUACCAGGAAACCUGGAACCCAGAGCAAACCCCACAUACCAGACCUCGCUCCAUGCCAGGCCGUGAAGACACUUCCCCCGGCGCUGGGCAAGGCCGGCUCAUUCUUAUUCUCCAGGUGUCCGCGGGAACAGAGCAGGAUGGGCCACGUCGGACCGGAAAGGCGGUCAGUAAAACUGCGGCCUGGUCCUGCAAAACUGCGAUUGAGAGAGAAAAGGAAAUGGUCAGAGUUGAGUUUGGGGUGGUGGGAAGAAAGCCAGGUACAGGCAGCAUUGAAAACAGUCCUUUGAUCUUUAAAUUUCUCCUAAUUCAAUAAUGUAAUCCAAUAAUUUAUUUUGAACUGAGAUAACUUUUCCAGACUGUUCUUACAAGAUAAUAAACUAAAUACAUUUU